Molecule: messenger RNA, 2817 nt
Organism: Aethalodelphis obliquidens (Pacific white-sided dolphin)
Lineage: Eukaryota; Metazoa; Chordata; Mammalia; Artiodactyla; Delphinidae
Gene: TOR3A
Product: torsin family 3 member A
Exons: 7
Coding region: 984-2186 (400 amino acids)
Cellular component (GO): endoplasmic reticulum lumen; nuclear envelope
Molecular function (GO): ATP hydrolysis activity; ATP binding
Source: RefSeq, a predicted model, not a curated record
CUUCCACAGGGAUUGUUUCACAGAAUCUACGGAUGAGACCUUUACACUUCUCACUAGUCUUCAGAAGGCCCAUAUCAGGUUGUGACUGAACCGAGAAUUUCAGUAGGAUAAUUCUUAGGUGCUUUUUGUUUAUUUAAUAGUUAACUUCUUUCUUUCAGCUUCUUUAGAGAUAAAGAAUUAUGAAUCCCAAAGAACUUGUCAGCACAGUAUCAUAGAGGCCUGGAAGAAGAGACCAGCUGCCCUGAUUAUAAUUCUUAGGACACCCAGACUUUUAAAUUUUGAAAUGGAAAUGCAGCAUCAUAAACCUCAACCAAACAACUGAGCAGAGUUCUCAAGAUUUUUACUUGAUUUGUAGCAUUUUUGUUUGUGCCAGUUUUUGUCACUUGCACUUGAAUACCAAAGGGAGGCUAAAGCCUAGUUAACAGGUUCCUUGCUGACUCACCUCAUACGAUCAUUUUCCAGAGGAGCCAGGCCCCGGCUGACUGCCCUGGCCAACUCAAACUCCUGGGUGAGAUGGUUGCCCGACUUCGUCUAACAGGUUGGCAAGAAGUCGAUCUGCAGACACGGGUCAGGGCACAAGUGGGUGCCCGUGUUAAGUAGGCCUCAGAUGGGCCACCAGAGCUGCCCGGAAGUAUCUGGGUGAUUACUGACAGUGGCCAUCUUAAGGCCUGACUUCAACUUCUUUGCAACCACAAUCACCCAGAAGAGACUGCUUGCUGCCUGGCAGCGAGUCCCCGGUGGGUGGGCGGCGCCUGCAAGCGGCCUCGGGAUGCCCUCCGGGGCACCAUCCGGGUUUCGGUUCCCGGCCGGCGUCUGGCUCGCCCUGGGUCACAUGGGAGGCGAGCUCUGCCCGCCUGCGGUUCCCGUGGCAACGCCAAUCCCCGGCCAAUCCGGGCCUCGGAAGUGCCGGCGCCGCCCGCCCACCCGGGGCUGGAAAGGGCCGUGGAGGACGGGCGGCGGAGGGACCGGCUGCCGACCCGGCCAUGCUUCGCCGCCCGCGGAGUCCGCUCUGGCUCCUGCUCCUGCUGCUGCUGCUGCCGCCCCCGGGCACGUGGGGAGACGGCGGCCGCGCGAGGCCGAGGGAGGGAGCCGAGGAGGCGGGUGAGGCCGGGUCCUGCCCGGCCUUCCAGGGCCUGCGGGAGCGGCUGAGGGCGGCCGGCGCCCUCUGCAGACGCUACUGGGCUCUCUUCAGCUGCCGCGUGUGGCCCGAGGGAUGCAGGCAGGAUGAGGAGGAGCCGGCGCGGCCCCUGGGCUGGAGCCUUCCCCUGUUGGGCCAGCAGUACCUGGAUAUCCUGACCACCUGGUACUGCAGCUUCCGGGACUGUUGUGACAGUGGGGACUGCAGGAUCAUCAAUAACUUCACAGGCCUAGAGGCGGAUCUGCGCGUGCGCCUGCAUGGCCAGCACCUGGCCCAGGAGCUGGUCCUGACAGCAGCCAGGGGCUACUUGGAGCUGCCCCAGCCAGACAAGGCCCUGGCUCUGUCGUUCCACGGCUGGUCUGGCACAGGCAAGAACUUCGUGGCGCGGAUGCUGGCAGAGAACCUGUACCGGGACGGGCUGAGGAGCGACUGUGUCAAGGUGUUCAUCGCCACGUUGCACUUUCCUCACCACAAGUAUGUGGACCUGUACCAGGAGCAGCUGGCAGGCCAGAUCAGGAAGACGCAGGAGCACUGCCACCAGACCCUGUUCAUUUUAGAUGAGGCUGAGAAGCUGCACCCAGGACUGCUAGAGGCCCUCAGGCCACACCUGGAACGCCAGGCCCCCGAGAACCCGAGGGCCAAGUCCCCGAGAACCAUCUUUCUUUUUCUCAGUAACCUUGCGGGCAAUAUCAUCAAUGAGGUAGUCCUGAACCUGCUUAAGGCUGGGUGGUCCCGGGAAGAAAUUGGGAUGGAGCACUUGGAGCCCCAACUCCAGGCUGGGAUUGUGGAAGCCACAGACAGUGGCUUUGGACACAGCUGUCUUGUGAAGGAAAACCUGAUUGACUUCUUCAUCCCCUUCCUGCCACUGGAGUACCGUCACGUGAGGCUGUGUGCACGUGAUGCUUUCCUGAGCCAGGAGCUCCUGUAUACGGAAGAGGCACUAGAUGAAAUCGCCAAGAUGAUGGUGUACGUCCCCAAGGAGGAACAACUCUUCUCUUCUCAGGGAUGCAAAUCUGUUUCCCAGAGAAUUAACUAUUUCAUGCCUUGAGAGCUAGAUGACAACUUCCCAAAGCUGCCUUCCUUCCACUAAUAGGAUCCUGGGGCCUGUCAGCACACUGUCCAGGACGUAACGGGUUGGAGGGGCAGGCUAGCAUCCAGCAGCCACAAGCACAAGUGGUGUGUAAAAGGGAGGCCUUAAAUCAGAGACAGAGCCAAUUCUUAAAAUCACUUGGUGCCUUACAGAGCCACAUUCCAAAAUGUGGGCCAGCUGGUUGGAGAAAGUCAUGUGGGAGAUAAAUCCCAAGGAUUUAUUAGCAUAUCAGCUCCUGCCUGCAGAUGCCUGGACUUGGGGGUUGGGCCUGAGGCUGCAGUAUCCUCAGCGACAGAGAAGGGAAAAAUUAACUUCUGCUUACCAGUGGCAGGAACUGGGUGGGUUAGCUUUCAAGUUGUUGUUCCCAGAGGGAAGCUGAUCAGCUUCUAUCUGUGAGAUCAGGAAAGAGCCUCAGGCUGAAGGAAAAAGUGCACAGAGGAAGAUUUUUUUUUUUUUUAAUCAGGUCAGUGUAGGCUAAGCCUUGUUCUGCUCUGCAGAUUUAAAUCAAUUAAAAUUAUUUUUUUUUAAGUUAGGGACCUUGACAUGAUUUUAUCAUAUGUAAAGAUUAAAAUUUUGUAUUUUUCUAAAA